This is a messenger RNA of Capronia coronata CBS 617.96, 528 nucleotides long. RefSeq lists its product as uncharacterized. The coding region runs from base 1 to 528 and encodes 175 amino acids. The record is from RefSeq and is a predicted model, not a curated record. The transcript has a single exon. NCBI's taxonomy places the organism in Eukaryota, Fungi, Ascomycota, Eurotiomycetes, Chaetothyriales, Herpotrichiellaceae.
AUGUCCAUCACUCCUGUGAACGCCCUGCGCGUGUCGAAGCACCAAAUCCCGGCGUAUAAAGGGAUUCCGAACACCUCAAUACAAGGCAAACCUUUGAUGAUCUACCAUUCCGUCUUUCCAGACCCAACCGCGUCCGCUAUCGAGUCCCACCUCAAAUCCGUCGGCGUCGUCUCACCUGCAUGGAGAUACACAAUGUUCACUGAGACGCACUUUCACUCCAGCAGCCAUGAGGUCCUGAGCAUUGCGGCUGGCUCCGCGAAGUGCUGUUUUGGUGGUGAGGAGAAUGAAGGCCGAGUAGAACCUGUCCUGCAGAAAGGCGACGUAGUUAUUGUGCCCGCGGGUGUAGGUCAUCGCUUGCUGGAGGACUAUGGUGGCUUCCAGAUGGUGGGUUCUUAUCCGACCGGGAAGAGUUGGGAUAUGUGCUAUGGCCGCGCGGGAGAGGAGGCAAAAGUCAAGACAAUUGCGGACUUGGGCUGGUUCAAACGUGAUCCCAUAUAUGGUGAGGACGGUCCUAGUUUGCAUCAAUAG